CUCGCUCACACACUCGCUCCUCUCACACUCUCUCACGCACUCGCUCACACACUCGCUCCUCUCACUCGCUCACACACUCACUCUCACACACACUCUCACACACACACACGCUCGCACAGGCGGGCAGUCCGCUUGUCUGUCAAAAGCUCGCCGUGCCUACGGAGGUGUGGGCGGGCGGGGGGAGAGAUAAACACGAAGAAAGCAGAAGCGGCAGUGGCUUUUUUCCGUGGGAUUCGUGGUGGUAGCGAGAGUUGUACUACUGUAGAAUCACACACAGACACACACAGAAGCCAGCAACACAAGCGCCACGGGAAGACAAGCGGCAAGAAGAAUUGAAAUCGGAAUCGGUUGGGGGAGCAAGCAAGCAAGCGGCUUAAAGCCCCGGUCGCUUUAGCGGCAACCGCUUUGCGUGUUGUGGGUUUGUAGCCCCAGGCAGUAUAUACAACAACAAGAACAACAACAACAGCAAGAACAACAACCCCCUUAAACCGUGCUGCGACAACGUACAUGAUAAAUCUGCCUACGUUUAAAGAGGCACGCGGUACGACGCGGUGUGAGAGAAGACGUGCGCGUAGAGGGACUUGAAAAUCACAGCGGAGACGAAGACGAUGAUGCCGCGUGCGUCUCGUGUGAAGGCGAGGAGGGAUGGUGAACGUCGGCAUUCCGUGAUCGUUCCACUUUGCUGAGCUGUUGGCGACCUCAGGAAGAACCGAGGCAGCGUGGACAUCUACGUGGUUAGUAAAGAGCCGGCCACACCCCCUUCCACCCCACCAGCCUACUACCAAUUAAUUGGAGAAAUUGUAUCUUUUAAAGUACACGGUGCGCGCACGCACAACCCGUACCGGCCGCAAUGGGAAAAGACCAAGAGUUCAUCCAGGCAGCCAAGAGCGGAGACGUGGCCGCGGUGCAGAAGAUAAUCUACAAGUAUAAGGCCGGCAAAGCGAAGCUGCUGGGCUCCACCAAGAGGCCAAACAUCAACCACCAGGAUGAGGAUGGGUUUUCCGCCCUCCAUCAUGCAGCCCUCAAUGGGAAUACGGAGAUAAUGAACCUUCUUCUGGAGGCCCAGGCCCACGUGGACAUGAAAGAUAACAAAGGCCUCAGGCCUCUGCACUACGCGGCCUGGCAGGGAAAGGUGGAGCCUUUGCGGAUUCUUCUCAAGGCCGGCUCGUCCGUGAACCUGCAGUCUGGCGACGGGCAGAUCCCACUGCACCUCUCCGUGCAGAAUGGACACUACCAAGUGUCCGAGCUGCUGUUGCAACACCAGGCCAACCCCUGCAUCGUCAACAACAACAAUAAGACGCCCCUCGACCUGGCCUGUGAGUUCGGACGUCUGAGGGUGGUGAAGCUGCUGCUGAGCAGCAACGUGUGCCCCACGCUGCUGGAGGGGCGUCCCCACGACCCCAGCCACCCCAACAGCACCAGCGCGCUGCACCUCGCCGCCAAGAACGGCCACGUCGACAUCAUACGGAUGCUGAUCCUGGCGGGCGUGGACGUGAACCGGCAGACGCGGGUGGGCACGGCGCUUCACGAGGCCGCCCUCUACGGCAAGACCGAGGCGGUGCGCCUGCUCAUCGAGAGUGGAGUGAACGUUCACAUCCGGAACUCGUACAACCAAACAGCGCUGGACAUCGUGAACCAGUUCACGGGGUCACAGGCCUGCCUGGAGAUCAAGCAGAUGCUUCGUGAGGCGACGAGCAUGUUGCAGGUGCGCGCGCUGCGCGAUUACUGCAACGUGUACGACCCCACGAGCCUGAGCGUGAAGGCCGGCGAGGUCAUCACGGUGUUGGAGCAACAUCCAGAUGGUCGCUGGAAGGGAUACAUUCAGGACAGCCGAGGUGCGGACCGCGUUGGAUUCUUUCCGCCGUCCGUCGUGGAGCUGGUCAGCCGGAGAAAUGUGCAUGCCUGCGGCUCGCUGAGGGCGAGCUCUCAGUCCCGCCCGGCAUUUCACAGCCACUGCCUCACCAACGGCAGCAUGCUCCCUCGUCCAGUCUCCUGCCUGUCCCCUGGCCUCGGGCCUGGGCAGGCAGCAACUCCCUCCACGGCCGGCCCCCGGGCCUACUCUUACUGCACCCUGCGCGUGUCUCAGCAUGCUCGGCGACAGCAACAGCAGCAGCAAUCGCAGCCGCAGCAGCAGCAACAGCAGCCGCAACAGCAGCCGCAGCAGCAGCAGCAAGCCUCAGUGGCGGGUGCCACAGCAGCCGGCCACUCCUACUUUCUGUGCCAGCCGUUGUCCUUGCCCCUACCCCCACCUCCUCCAGCUCCGGAGACUCAGGCGCUCCAGGCUGAGCCUGCGGAGGCCGAGUCGCAAGGGGAGACGCCGGGCCAGACGGGUGGCAGCAGCUCCACGGAAGACGUGUGGGCCGCCAAGACACCCACGGGAGGAGACCGCAGCAGCAUCGGCAGCACGGGCAGCGUGGGCAGCAGCCGCAGCUCGGGCAGUGGGCAGAGCGCCGGAAGCGGCAACGGGCAGCACCACGCGAGCAACGGGGAGACGGUCAAGCCCGUCCAGGUGGUGCAGUCACUGCAGCCGGUGCCCGAGUCUGAGGUGAAACUUCCGGAGCACGCUUCGGGGUCGGGCCAUGGACAGCACACGCUCGGAGCCGAGAGGCCCGCGCAGAAGUCGAUUAAGCGUCACGAGAGAUUUGCUGAAGACAAGGAAGCGGAGGCCAUCUACCUGUGGCUGCGUGAGUUUCAGCUGGAGCAGUACGUUGACAACUUCAUCAACGCCGGCUACGACCUACCCACCAUCAGCCGCAUGACCCCAGAGGACCUGACUGCGAUUGGUGUGACCAAACCUGGACAUCGCAAGAAAAUCACGUCGGAGAUCAGCAAGCUGAACGUGCAGGACUGGCUGCCGGACUACAGGCCGGCGGGACUCGGGGAGUGGCUCGCGCUCAUCGGCCUGGCCCAGUACCACGCCACGCUGGUGGAGAACGGCUACGAGAAGCUUGAGUUUGUGUCCGAGAUCACCUGGGAGGACCUGCACGAGAUCGGCAUCACCAAGCUGGGUCACCAGAAGAAGCUGAUGCUGGCCGUGCGGCGACUGAGCGAGCUGCAGCGCUUUGAGGAGCAGCACCAAGCCCGGCUGGAGGGGGCGGCCGCUGCCAGCGGCACCCUCAAGCGCCGCCCGGGCCCGGCGUCCCCGGCAUCGACCACCACCAUGGCGAUCGUGUCGCACGGCCCGCCGGGAGACCCUGGCUCUCCUCCGCCGGCGCAGCCGCUGCUGCCCCAACCGCCGCUUCACCCGCAGCCCGGCUCCCCGGCUUCGUGCCGCUCGCCGAAACUGUCGACGUUCCAGGACAGCGAGCUGAGCCCCGAGCUGCAGGCCGCCAUGAGCGGCGUCGCGUGCCUGGCGACGCUGAGCCCCGGCGUGACGCGGGACAGCGCCGGGCUGGUGGCACGCGCCAUCCGCUACGGCGGGGACAUCUCCGCGAGCCAGGAGAGCCUCGGCGGCCGUUCGGGCGGCUCGGGGAACUCGCAGCCCACGGCCGUGGUGCUCGCGUGCUCGCGCGCCUCCAGCAGCUCGCAGGAGAGCGUGGGCGGUGGGGGCGGUGGCCUCCAGGCUCGAUCCGGCUCGGGACCGAUCCUAAACGCGGGUGGUGGAAUAAGCCCGCACCACCACCACCACCAGCAGCAGCGUCAUCAUCAUCACCAGCAGCUGCAGAAUCAGCAGCAUCAACAGCAGAUGUAUCAUCAACAUCAGCAGUGGCACUACCAGCAGCCUCUUCAGCAGCAGAUGGGCAGGGACGGCGCCGGCGUCAGCGGCGGCGGCGGCAGCGGCGGCGAGGGAAGCGGCGUCUUCCCCCCGGAGCAAAGGAGCAGCGGUGCCGCGGCCGGCCCGGCCGUGCAGCCCAAGCCCAGGCCUCCGCUCGCGCAGCAGUGGAGCUUGCCCAGCCAGCCCUCCCCGACGUUCAGCACCUUCACGCCGCCGCACACACCGACCAAGGCCCCGCUCGCGUCCCCGCAGAGCCUCACCCCCCCCCACACGCCGGGCUCGCGCAAGGCCUCCGCGACAUCCCCGCCCCCCCCGCCGUGCUCCCCGCAGGCGUUCGUCUUCCCCUGCCCGGGUGGCGGCAAAGCCGGCAAGCCGCCCGGCGCGGCGGGCCACAGCCCAGCCCGGCCUUGCGACGUCGUGCGGACGCCUCCGUAUGCGCAGCGGCAGCAGCGGCAGCAGCGGCAGCUACAGGACUCCCCGCGCUCCCCCAUGGCGUUCCCAUUCCCGCCGCCGCCCGCGACUAAGGGCCCAGCCCAUGCCCAGACUCGCUCCGAGCCUCCCGCUGGACCCGGCGCCACGCGGCUCGCCGGUGCCAUGCCCGUGCUUCCGCUGGAGGCCGGGGUGGCGGUGAGGCCGGCCAAGAAGCGCUCGCAGAGCCUGAGCCGGUACGGGGGCGGCGCCGGCGCCGCGUCGGAUGGGGAGCACGAGGCGGCGUCGGCAGCGGACGACGAGCCACGGCCGUUCUCGUCCGACGCUCUCUUCACGGUGGCGCCGGCCGGAGGGGCGUACGGGCCGGGCUCCUACGCCACGCUGGGCCGGCGCGUGGGCCGCAGCCACUCGGUGCGGGGCCGCGGCUUCCCGCUGCCGCCACCGCCGGACGCCGGGGACGGCGCCGUCAACCGAAGCCACUCGUUCGCCGUGCGGCAGCGUAAGCGGGGGCCUCCGCCGCCGCCUCCCAAGCGCUCGAGCUCCACCAUCGCCUCGGGAUCCACGCUCGCCGACACCCAGGACCCGGAGGCCGGAGGCGAGGAGUGGCGGCUGCAGCGGCGGCGGCGGUGGGAGGAGGACGUCGUCCCCCCCGCGUCGGUUCGCCGGGACACGCUGGAGAAGAGCACGGACUGGAACGGCAACACGCUGUCAGAGGCGGGCGGCGGGCCGCCGAGCGUGCGCAGCAUCGCCGCCAUGCUGGAGAAGUCGGCGCUCGGAGGCCUCGUCCCGGCGUGCUCGCUCGAGAGCCCUUCCCCCGGCGAGACGUGCAAGCCCAGGGCCGCGUUGCCGCAAGCCGACGCCGACAGCGACCGUGCCGCGCACGGAGACACGCCGACGCCCGGGGUCGACGAGGCCCUCUCGGCCCACAUCGUCGGCAAGGACGCGACGGAUAAGAGGUCGCGCUCGCGGUGCCAGCUCGAGGACCGUUUCGGCACCGGACACGGUAAACCGGACGGCGCGCCCGCCGUGCGGCGCGUGAGCAGCGCGAAGAAGGCGGAGGUGGCCAACGUGCCCCGGGACGUGGCCGUCCCUGCCGCCGUGCCCUGCAAGAACCGGUACAGCGCGGCCGCGAGCGUCGACGCAGCUUCGUCGGAGCUCAAAACGGGCGCUCGCAAACGGACGACGAGCGAGCCGCCGUGCGCCUCGCCACGCUUGGAGGUCGGAGUUCAGAAGGCCGCCCCCGAAGGCGGCCUGCCUCCGGCAAAGCAGCUGGGAAUGGAAAGCAGCCCCUGUUCUUCUCAAGGAAGCUCGGCGGAAUCCAUCCCAUUCGCCGAGGAGGGAAACCAGACCAUCAAGCAGCGGCCCAAAAACGGCUGGUCUCCGACGAGGGGCGAGGCCCUGGACUACGAGGGCAACGUCGUCGAGCGCGAGGCCCUGGGCCCCACCCACGGCGACGGCUCGAGGAACGUGGACAACGCGGCCUUCCUCGCGCCCGUCGAGGACCCGUCCGCUUUCGAGCAGGGGCUGGGCGCCCCGGAGAUCAACCUCACAGAGACGGACACGGUCAAGCGAAGGCCCAAGGCGAAGGAGAGGAGCCCUCAGAAGGGCGGCGAGGCCGCCGUGGCCAGGGUGCAGCCGAGGGCGGCCGCGCAGCCCCCGCCCCCGCCGCCGCCUCCGCCACCGCCGUACCGCGGUGCCGAGGCUGCCCGGCUGCCCGCGGGGACGGGAGACCGGGCCAAGCCCACCGUCUCCCCCAAGCCGUCUGCCACGUCCUUCGGCCAGGCCAGACCGCCCGGACCGCCGCCUCCACUCAUGAAGAAGCCCUCCAUGCACUCGUCCACCGGCAAAGACGGCAGCAGGGACUAUCCACCGGGAAGUCUGCCCCCUCCGCCGCCUCCACCUCCCAUGUCGGUCAAGACGGGCGCCGUUGCGUCCCCCUCCGAACAGGACGUCGUCUUCAAGCGCAAUGCCGGCCGACCUCACAAGAAGCCACCCCUGCCCGCUCACCUCUUCUCCUCCGAGCCCUCCAACGACAGCAGCAGCAGCAGCAGCAGCAACCGGAGGUCGGUCCCUCACUCGCCAGGGAGAAUGGAAGAACCUGCGGCCACACCGGUAGAGAAUAACCGCGCCACAGCGCCGGUUAGGGACGAUCGUGAGCGUCCGCCGGAGUCGCCCGGGGGCGGCGGGGAAGCCGCGACGGCGGCGGCCGGCGACGGCGGGAGGCCCGAGUCGCGGUCGGGCCUGGCCGAGGUGGCGCAGCACCGGCUGGAGGAGACGAGCGCGUCGCUGGCCGCCGCGCUGCAGGCCGUGGAGGACACGCUGCGCCACGACGGCCGUGACGACGGCAAGCCUCGGCCCACGGGGAAUCUCCUGGACGACAUCGGCAGCAUGUUCGACGACCUCGCCGACCAACUGGACGCCAUGCUGGACUGAGGGGCGUCGCACCACGGCUCACUCGGCGUGGCCGCGAGAAUGUCCUCGCUCAGCAGGGCGGGCGCCGUGGCACGGCCACGGCCGUAGCGUCGGAGAUUUAAGCUCAUCGAUGGCGAUCUGUGGCCAGGUCGCUUCUGAUUAGAGCGCGAAAUGGCUCAGUGCGCCUUGCCUGGAAAAAAUUCAUAAUACAUAAGUUUAGUUGAGAUCAGCGACGAUAAUGUUGAAUAAUGUGCGUUUAGAGGGACCCCACGCUAGAGCUCCCUCUCGUGGAGAGGCCUUUCGGCCAGCGGUGGCGUGAGGGAGCCAUUACAGGUCUGCAACUUUGCCUUUUCGUGUAGUGCAUUGGUUUGUUUUUUAAAUAGCGCAAAGUCAAGCCGUGACGGAAAUAACUACAGGUCGGUAUUCAAAUCCACAUCACUCCAAACAUUUUUGUAAAUGGUCUAUCGUGUCAGAUUGACAGAAGUUAAGAAACAAACAAAAAAUAUGUCGAUGGAAUAGGUUUUAUUUGGUAUUGGUGCAGUAGUUAGAUGUGACUCUUAUGUGAUGCGAACAGUUAAUGAGCCUAGAAAAGAACAUUUUGUACCCUGUAUAUAGUGCUUAUUGGUUAUUCUUGAACGUAAUGUCGUCUGAGAUUGGCUUUUGCUCAACAAAUCUAGGAUCACGUACGUAUGCCUGAACACUGUUCAUCUGAGCAAGUGCCAAUUUACCCACGAAUACCGAGUGGUUUUACCAGUCAGUCGUGCAGCAACACCCGACAGCUGACAUACUUCCCAUGAGGACAGCUCACGUCAAAAACAUGAACGACGUGCCCUCCUCUAGGAUGGGCAAGUAAAUCACUCAUCGGAGAUAUGAGAAAGCUAUUUUUUUUUGUAAAAUCGCAGAAAUUGUAUAUGCAUAUACAUCACAUUGUCAGUUUAAAAUUGCCUUUAUGAUAAAAUCAUAGGGUUUUUUUUACAGAAUAACCGACUUAGAUGAUGUACUACUUUGAGUGCAAUUGCAAAUAAGAGUAUCAUGACAACUAACAGUGUUUAUUAUAUACUGUACCAUAUAUAUAAUACCACCACCAUCCCGAUCACCACCAUCAUCGUAAGCCAUUGCAAAUUGGUUCUUGCAACUUUGCAUUGGUGUUAGCCAAAGUAAGAGCUCCCUGACAGUUCAACAAUUGUGGUCAUUACCAGCAAAUCCACCAAGUUAAUAAUUUCAGGAAAAUUUAAUAAAUAUUUGCUCCCCCUUAUUGCCUUCACGGAAUCUUACAGUUUCCAAACGAUCAUCUGCACACUUAUUUUUAUAAUGACGUCUCCACUGCGCAGUAUAAUGAGGGGGGGGGGGGGGGGGGUAAAGAUGAAUCAGAAUUUGCAAUUAUAUAUCUCUGCUCCAGAAACAAGCAAUAUCUCUUUGGGCCACACAAAGAAGUGUUUAAUUGAAUUCAACGCAAGAUUCCUCUUGCUGGUGGAACAGUAUAACAUACGUCUGUUUUUUUUUUUAUGCAAGAUGCCCAAGGUUUGAAAACCGUAGGUUCUUAGCUUCUUUGAAAAUCAGCUGAUGUGCAGGCCAGAAGUUUUAAGGUCAAAGUGAUUUCCUGCUCAAAUGAGCAUUCAUGUGCUAAUCAUUUCAUAUUCUUGGUUCUUUCGGUAAAGUCACGUAGAAGGGAAACAAAUAAAAUAAUAAAAAUAUAAAACAAUAAAAUUCUCACGACGUUUCGACUGCAACACAAGCAAUCAUCAUCUACGUGACUUUACCGAAAGAACCAAGAAUAUGAAUCCCUGCAGUCACGAAAGCUUUAAAUCAAAAUUUAAUCAUCUCAUGUUUACAGCCUUAGCCAGUUGUGAAAAAUCCAUAUUCCGACGGUGGGGACAAAUAUAUCCGUAGGACAACCUCUGUUAACUUUCGCACAAAGCAGUAACUCGUUUACAUACCCCAGAGGGACGAUAGGCCGAGUCAAACCCCCAACCAGGAUUUUAACUCGCAAAAUUCCAACUGCAAGCCGCUCGCUCUACCACCACCACCACCACCACGUGCACCAUGUGCACAUGGUGCACAGGAUCACGAGCGUUGCCGAUGGUUUGGGGAGGCUUUCAUCAAGCGGUGGCUUGACCAUGACUGACUGACGACGAUGAUCAUCGUGAUUUGGCUUUGUUCCUUACCAGAAAUGGCGCAGGGCAAAAUCCCGUGUGAAGUGUUCAUUGUAUUGCACGAUCACUUGGCCAAAAUAUGAUAUUGCUUUUAGGGCCUUGGGUUCAGGAAAUGAAAAGAGGUUUGAAUUUUUGUUGCUUUUUUGAGUGUGACGACGUUGGCUUUUACUUUGCAUUCCAACGGAAUUCCAAUUGGCGGAGCAUUUUAAGACAAAGAGUUAUAAUGUAGAAGUGUGUUUAGAUAAAACGUUGCCUACUCAAUUCCGAUGGAUGGCAAUGGGGAAUUUGAUGUCGAACUCCAUUGUGAAAUUUUAAAUGUAUCAAUAAUGUACAUUAACCUUCAUAUUUAUAAUGACAACAAUAUACUGUAUAAGUGGUGAUCAUUUUCGUGCAAAAGUGUAAUAAUAACAUACACCACAAGUCACUGUUGUAUCUACAUAAAUACCAAUAAGGUUACAUUGUAUAAUGAUCGCAUUGUAUCUGGAAUGAUAUAGAUUGUGAAUCUAAAACGUCAAAGAAAACCACUUUUUUUUAAUACGCCUUUAUAUUUUCCCAGAGAGCCAUAUUGCCAAGACUGUGGUCCACUCAACGUCGGGAAGCUAAAAAUCUGGUUAUCUUGUAUUUGUUAAGUGCCAUAUUUGUAUAUAACGGCAACGAUAAUUACACGAUUGCAUAGGUAUUGCGACCAUAAAUUACUUGAACGUGGUCGAGAAUUGAAGUAUUUUUUUCUUGCCUAUAAGUACUGCUUCGAUCUCUGCCUGUCACAUGGUGUAAUGCAGUGUUUAUUCCCUGUAUAUACACACACACAAUAUAUAUUUACACACUGCGGUGUAUACGUAAAAAAAGCCACAGGUUUCAUACUGUAGUUAUUACUCGUAACAACUUUGUAGCAUUCACAGUUUUUAAGAAAAAAUAAACCACAACAAGACUGUAAUUCGGCACGCGCUGCAGCGCACACACACACACACAGCUGCAUCGGUGCAUGCUGUCACUAAAUGGGGAGACCCAGCUUCUAACCGAGACGCAAACCUCGCCUGCGCACUUUGCGCGCACUUCACGCGCAAGCUCUCGGGCAACCGCGCGCUGCGAAUUUUCCGUCGGCAACGAAUGAGGAGAGACAUUGCGCCGACGGAGUUUCAACACCCGCGCGCAUAGACGCGCACACAACCCUUCACAUCCUUCAGCAGGAAUACAUCGCAGGCAGGGAUGUCAAAAGGCACGUGGACCGUUGGCCACGGACGCCAAUAUUCAUCAGUUUUUACUUACAAGUAUUCAAAGUCGAACAGACGCAUACCUUCAGAUGGUGAUUUUUUUUUAAGAUUUCUGUUUUGGGAAAACAAAGAUUCGAUUUUAAAUGCCACAAGUUAGUUCAUAACUCGAACAUUGUUGCUACGAAGAUUCGUGGAACACGUUAACGGGGACGCCGGUUUAGAAUCGAGCAAAGAACGGGCCGAUCCCUUGAAUGCGUCUGUGAAGAAGCGUGGUGGUUGCCGUUGCUUGCAGGCUACCCCAACCAAGGGCAGUGGCUUUAUUACCAGGGAGAGCGACUGGGUUCACAAUUUGUGUCGGACAUCGGGAAGCGAUGCUUUGUGUAAACGUGUUUUAAGUUCCGUGAGCUGAUUUAAAAUGUAAAAAAAAAACCAGGCAUAUUAAUGGUUUCUGUAGCCAAAACUUGCCAAAGUUGAAAAAAAAUACAUGAAAAAGUCUUACUUGUUUACCAUUUGAAGUAUUUUAAACAUUUUAUUGUUUUUUUUUUAUUAACGUGUUUCUUAACGUAAUUGGAGAUAUUCCUAUUAGUAUUUUAUUGAAAGCGUAAAAAUGACAAGUACAGUAUGCUUUUCAAUUUCAAUGUUGAAAUGUUUUGUACAAAUGUAUAUUCGAAUAAUCCUGGUUUAUACUUUAUAGCUUUCAAUUUGUAUUACCCAGUCAAGCAUUUGUUCAUCGUUUAGCUUUACCACAAGGGUGACAUUAACGCUCGCUUUUCAGCUGAGAAGCUACCGCCACUGGUAAUCGCCAGUGUAAAAUUAUAUUCCACGUUGGAAAUGAAAUUCCACGUUUUAACACAUUGAGUGAGGUACCGAUUAAAAAUAUAUAUAUAGUAUUAUUAAAUCCACAAGAGCUUGUCAUUUCAUAAAAUAGUCAUACUUCAGGACCCGGAUCAAGAAGCUCUGUAACGCGAGAGCUCAGGUCUUGUUCACGCCUGAUGAUGCUGGAUGUAAUUUCCAAUGAAACGUAACAAAAUAAAAAUUGUCAACAUUUUGCUAAACUUUUAAACAUUCCUCCAGUCCUCCUGAAGAAGAAGAAGCAAAUCAGUUGGCACGUAUUCCCACGUGCAAAAUUUUUAUUUGAUUGGCUGUGGUCGGGUGGUGGAGGGCUCUAGUUACAAAUGAGCAUAAUACCUACUCAAUUAUAUAACACGAAAUAAACUAAAUUAUGACUAUAUAUUCUUAGCUCUUUCGGUAAAGUCACUUUGAAGGGAAACAAUAAAAUAUAUAUAAAA
This is a messenger RNA of Petromyzon marinus (sea lamprey), 11209 nucleotides long. RefSeq names its product caskin-1-like. The record is from RefSeq and is a predicted model, not a curated record. Gene Ontology annotation, molecular function: protein binding. Lineage: Eukaryota; Metazoa; Chordata; Hyperoartia; Petromyzontiformes; Petromyzontidae.